This is a messenger RNA of Erythranthe guttata (spotted monkey flower), 2012 nucleotides long. NCBI's taxonomy places the organism in Eukaryota, Viridiplantae, Streptophyta, Magnoliopsida, Lamiales, Phrymaceae. The record is from RefSeq and is a predicted model, not a curated record.
GGUCGCACGAAGAUCAACUGUGAUACGCCACCGCAAAGUCACCAACCAUGCCUACCGUUAGCGUUGGCAGAGAUCGCCUCUUCAAAGCAUUGGGCCGCACCUACACCGAAGAAGAGUUCGACGAUUUAUGCUUCAAGUUCGGCAUUGAGCUCGAUGAUGUGACAACAGAAAAGGCCAUUUUACGAAAAGAGAAGCAUUUAGAUGAGGAAAAGCCAUCUGAAGAUGAGGAAGUGAUUUAUAAAAUUGAAGUUCCAGCCAACAGAUAUGAUUUGCUUUGUCUCGAGGGGUUGGCUCAAGCUCUGCGCAUAUUUGAAGGGCUUGAUCCAAUACCUACCUAUAGUUUGGCAAACAUCAGUCAGGAAUCUAUGCUCAAAAUGCAUGUUAAAUCAGAGACAUCAAAGAUUCGCCCAUAUGUCGUGUGUGCUGUUUUAAGAGGUGUUACAUUUGAUGAAGCUCGAUAUAAUAGCUUCAUUGAUCUUCAAGAUCGGCUUCAUCAGAAUAUCUGCCGGCGAAGAACCCUUGUUGCUAUUGGCACACAUGAUCUGGAUACGAUAGAAGGCCCUUUCACAUACGAGGCAUUACCACCACCGGAGAUAAACUUUAUUCCACUGAAACAGACGAAGAACUUCAGAGCUGAUGAACUAAUGCAAUUUUACAAGUCAGAUAUGAAAUUGAAGAAAUUCUUGCAUAUAAUUGAGAAUUCGCCGGUUUUCCCAGUCAUAUAUGAUCGUAGCAGAACUGUUUUGUCAUUGCCUCCAAUUAUUAAUGGUGCACAUUCCGCCAUUAGUUUGAAGACAAAGAAUGUCUUCAUUGAAUGCACUGCCACAGAUUUGACAAAAGCCAAUAUUGUUUUAAACACAAUGGUAACCAUGUUUUCAGUGUAUUGUGAAAGGAAGUUUGAGGUGGAGCCUGUUGAAGUCAUAUACGAUGAUGGAAAAUCAUACAUUUCCCCUGAUCUGUCUCUUUACCAAAUGAUGGUGAUGGUGAACUUAUCUUACAUCAGCAGUACAAUUGGAGUCUCUCUGCCAGCCCACGAGGUUGCUCGCUCGUUGAAUAAAAUGCAACUGCACGCAAAGCACUCUGUACUGGAAAAUAAUGAAACUGGUUUCACUAUAUCUGUUCCUCCGACAAGAAGUGACAUUCUUCAUCCUAUUGAUGUGGCUGAGGAUUUCGGAAUUUCUUAUGGCUACAAUGAAAUCCCAAAAAAAAAAUUUCCAUCCGUGAAGCCACAGAUAUUGAAUCAGUUCACUGAUCUUAUUAAAGAGGAGAUUGCCAUGGCUGGCUAUACGGAGGUCUUAUUAUUUAUACUAUGUUCAUACAAAGAAAAUUUCACCAUGCUUAACCGGAAGGAUGACAAGUCAACUGCAGUAAUAAAUGGAAAUCCUCGUACUGCAGAGUUUGAGGUUUCUCGCACAAGCCUUAUGAACGGAAUAUUGAAAAGUAUUGGGCAUAAUAAAGACCACCCAAAACCAAUUAAAAUCUUUGAAGUGGGUGAUGUGGUGCUAUUAGAUGAGACGAAAGAUGUUGGUGCAUCAAAUCGUCGCCAUCUUGCAGCUGUAUACUGUGGAGUUGCCUCCGGAUUUGAGCUGAUACACGGUCUUGUGGAUAGAGUAAUGGAAGUGACUGGAAAUCCAUUUGUAUCACCUGGGGAUAAAACAGGCUACUACAUACUCAGUUCAAAUGAGCCCGAGUUUCUUCCAGGUAGACAAGCAAGCAUCAUAUACAAAGGAAAGCAAGUUGGCACUUUUGGAAUCGUGCACCCACAGGUGUUGGAUAAUUUUGGCAUUCCAGACCCAUGCUCCUAUAUGGAAGUCGACAUCGAGAGUUUCUUGUGAAAACACCAAAAACCCCCCCUAUUCAUUCAUCUAGAGAAAAAUACCAUUUAAAAUUCCUACUCCCGUCCUCUUUUGUCGUAUUUAAUCUCAGUUAUUUAUUUGAAUGAAGAAAGUAAAUACCAUACAAAUCUUGUUUCUGCUUUGCUUUAGCACUUGGAUGUGAACAAUAGUUUUUUU